Molecule: messenger RNA, 1803 nt
Organism: Aaosphaeria arxii CBS 175.79
Lineage: Eukaryota; Fungi; Ascomycota; Dothideomycetes; Pleosporales
Product: FAD/NAD(P)-binding domain-containing protein
Exons: 3
Coding region: 1-1803 (600 amino acids)
Molecular function (GO): flavin adenine dinucleotide binding; monooxygenase activity
Source: RefSeq, a predicted model, not a curated record
AUGUACGAUUUCAAGUACAAUCAUGUGCUUCCUACCACCAGCGAAUUAGGGGUUGAAGUACCUGUCGACUGCGAUGCACAGAAGGAGGCUGACAAUAUCCUUUCACGCCUCUCAAAAUGCAUGGGCGAAGGAGACGCUCAAGGUUUCGCUGACAUGUUCUUGGACUAUGGCGUUUGGCGAGACAAGCUGUCCUACACCUGGGACUAUCGCACCUUCAAUUUCAAAUCUGCAAUCUUCAAAGCUGCAAGCGACCUGUUCCCACGUACACGAACCACCAACUUUCGAUUCCUUCGACCGGAUCCCAAAGUUUUGAGACCCUACCCUGACUUUGCUCAACUACAACUUAUUGCAUCCUUUGACACGGAGCUCGUCAAUGCCUCCGCCGUUAUCAACUGCGUUCUUACGAAAGAGGGCUGGAGGAUUUACACCAUGCACACAGUGGCGGAAAAGCUUACACAAUUCCCUGAAAUCCCACCGACAGAUGGACAUAUGACCGGAGCAGUCAGUUGGGAGACACAGAGGGCUAUGGAUAUUGAUUCUGCGAAUCCAGAGAUUCUGAUCAUUGGUGGUGGACAGAAUGGCCUUGCCCUGGCGGCUCGAUGCAAAGCAUUAGGAAUGAAUUGUCUUAUAAUUGAGAAGGACGAGGCAAUCGGUGACGUGUGGAAAAAGAGAUAUGAAUACCUGUCUCUGCAUUUCCCUCACUGGGCGGACGACCUCCCAUACUUCCCAUACCCAAAGCACUGGCCGACGUACACUCCCGCUCAGAAACAGGGACUCUACAUGGAGUGGUAUUCUUCAGCACUUGAGUUAAAUAUUUGGUGCAAGUCAACCGUUGCGAAAGCUGAGCAAGACGAAACUGGUGGUUGGACAGUAGUGGUCAACAAAGAGGGCAAGGAAACCCGAACAUUGCGACCUAAGCAUGUCGUAAUGGCCACUUCUCUCUGUGGUGCCCCUUCCACUCCAGUUAUUCCAGGUAUGGCCAGCUACAAGGGCGGUGUGAUACGUCAUUCUACCGCGCAUGACAGCUCUCGAGAGUUUGUCGGAAAGAAGGUCUGCGUAGUUGGUACCUCUUCUUCUGGCUUUGACACGGCCUUCGACUGCUCGCGCCGCGGCAUCGAUGUCACUCUGUUGCAGCGCUCUCCGACAUACAUCAUGUCCCUCACACAUUCGGUCCCCCGUGUCAUCGGCAACUAUAGUCCUGACACUGAUGGCAAUCGACCCAGCCUUGAAGAGCAAGACCGCCUCUUCUUUGCAACUCCUACUGGCCCUGGAGAAGAACUUUCUCGACGAAAUGCCAAAGUCCUUGAGGAUCUAGACAAGUCUUUGCUCGAAGGGCUCAACGCGCGUGGUCUACGUACAUGGCGAGGCCAACGCGGUACUGGCGGUGCGACACUGGGCCAAACUCGCAAUGGCGGAUUCUAUUUUGAUGCAGGCGCUUGCGAGCACAUCAUUAAUGGCAAAAUCAAAGUAGAGUCGGGAUACAUUGAGAAGUUUACAGAGGACAAGGCCAUUCUUAGCGGUGGCCGGGAACGACAAUUCGAUUUGAUUGUUUUCGCAACUGGGUUCUCGAAUGCAAUCGACUCAAUUCGCAGCACACUUGGUGAGCAGAUUGCAAGCCAAUGCGGACCUAUAUGGGGCAUUGAUGAGGAGGGUGAGUUCAAAACCGCUUAUCGAGAGACCGGAGUGUCGAAUCUAUGGGUUAUGGUCGGAUACCUGCCAUAUACCCGAUUUCACUCCAAGUUACUUGCAAUGCGCCUAAAGGCCCUACAAGAGGGAAUUUCUCCGGAACCCUACAAAAGAUAG